Molecule: messenger RNA, 3194 nt
Organism: Phragmites australis (common reed)
Lineage: Eukaryota; Viridiplantae; Streptophyta; Magnoliopsida; Poales; Poaceae
Product: scarecrow-like protein 9
Exons: 1
Coding region: 117-2396 (759 amino acids)
Biological process (GO): regulation of DNA-templated transcription
Cellular component (GO): nucleus
Molecular function (GO): sequence-specific DNA binding; DNA-binding transcription factor activity
Source: RefSeq, a predicted model, not a curated record
CACCCACGCCUCCCGCCACGCAACAUCACCACCACCACCAGUGAGCACCUGUAGUCGGACUCAUUCGCCAGCCGGCCCAGCCCAAAGCUUCCAUUUUUAUCGCCGGCCGGCCAGCCAUGUCCGCCAUGCCGGAGGAGUUCCUGGGGCAGGGAGGCUUCCGUGAUGACCCCGAGCCCUUCUCCCCCUCCGUCUUCCUCGACCUUCCCCCGACGCCCCGCCCCGAUGGCGAGGGCCUGGCCUCGUCGGAAGACCUCGUCCUCCCCUUCAUCUCGCGCAUGCUCAUGGAGGAGGACAUCGACGACAAGUUCUUCUACCAGUACCCCGACCACCCCGCGCUCCUCACCUCCCAGGAGCCCUUCGCCAAGAUCCUCUCCGACGCCACCACCACCACCUCCUCCUCCUCCGGCUCCGAUUCCGCCACCACCAACACUGCCGACGGAAGCGGCGCCUUCACCCUCUCGCCGUCCUCCUCCGACGCCCCCGCAUUCGCCAACGCCACCUGGCCCUACGACCCAGCCGAGCUCUCCCAACUGCUCCUGUCGACGCCUUCUUCUUGCCCGGACAUGGGAGUCGGAGUCGGACUCGACGGCUUCACAGCCGACGAUGUCUACGCCUUCUUCUUGCCCGGACAAGACGGCGCCAGCGCGGGAUUCCAUCAGAGUGCGCACGAGGCCAGCGCGUUCUUGAAUGGAGGCGGCGCGGCCAUCCAGAGUUCAGGGUUGUUGGAUGGCACGGAGGAGACAAGUACAACGAUCACCACCGGCACCGUGCCUGCUGGAGAUACCUUCUUGAGUGGCCAGAACAGGGUAGACAUGGACAUGCUCAACCUGGCGUUCCUCAAGGGCAUGGAAGAGGCCAAGAAAUUGUUGCCCACCAACGACAGCCUCCUCAUCGACGUCGAGGCCACCUCCGGAGAGCACCAGCUGCUUAGAGACGGCAAGUUGUUUCGAGGUCAAGUGAAGGAGGAUGAUGGAGUGUCAAUGUUUCAAGGAAGUGCUCAUGGCAAGAAGCGGCAUAAUUGGGAUGACUUGGAGGCCGAGGAGGGCAGGAACAGCAAGGUGAUGGUGCCCGAGCCGGAGGAAAGUGGCGAGGUGGUCGACAAGAUGAUCAUCCAUGGGCACGCCAUGUGUCUCGACAAAAUGAAGGGCCUGUGCGUCACUACCGGCAGCGAGGCCGAGAAGAAGAAGAGCAGGAAGGGGAAUGGGAAGUCGGCGCAGGGAAGGCAGGGCUCGAACGAGGCGGUGGACUUGCGCGCAUUGCUUAUCCACUGCGCGCAGGCUGUGUCCAUGGACGACCGCCAGAGCGCGGCCGAGCUGCUUUGGCGGAUCAAGAAGCACUCCUCGCCGAGGGGAGACGGCACACAGAGGCUGGCACAUUGUUUCGCCGAGGGACUGGAGGCGCGGCUGGCAGGCACGGGGAGUCAGGUGUACAGGUCUCUCGUGACGAAGCGCACCUCCGUCGUGGAGUUCCUCAAAGCCUACCAGCUGUGUCUGGCGGCUUGCUGCUUCGAGAUGACGGCGUUCAGGUUCUCCAACACGACCAUCUGCAAGGCGAUCGCUGGGAGGAAGAAGGUGCACAUCGUGGAUUACGGCAUUGGUUACGGGUUACAGUGGCCAAGUUUGCUGGCCUUUUUUGCUACUACUUGGGAGGGCGGACCGCCGGAGGUGAGGAUCACCGGCAUUGACCUCCCUCAGCCUGGGUUCCGCCCAGCUGCUCGGAUUGAGGAGACAGGGCGCCGGCUCAGCAACUGCGCCCGCCAACUCGGCGCGCCAUUCAAGUUCCACAGCAUCGCGGCGAAGUGGGAUCAUGUUCGUGCAGAUGAUCUGCAUAUUGACCCCGAUGAGGUGCUCAUCGUCAAUACUAUCACCCAGUUUGGAAGUUUGAUGGACGAGGGCGUCGACAUCUAUAGGCCGAGCCCCAGGGACGUGGUCCUCAGCAACAUCCGGAAGAUGCGGCCAGAUGUGUUCAUCCUCUGCGUCGUGAAUGGCUCAUAUAGCGCGCCAUUCUUCGUAACACGGUUCCGGGAGGCACUGCUCCAUUACUCGGCAAUGUUUGACAUGCUAGAUGCUACGGCCCCACGGGAGAGCGACCAGCGCUUGCUGUUUGAGCGCGACAUCAUCGGCCGGUCUGCCCUGAAUGUCAUCGCUUGCGAGGGCUCCGACAGGGCGGAGCGCCCCGAGGCAUACAAGCAAUGGCAGGUGCGGAACCACCGGGCCGGACUCCGGCAGCUGCCAUUGUAUCCGGAUAUCGUUAAGAUCCUCAGGGAGAAAGUCAAGAACCAGUACCACAAGGACUUUGUCAUCGACGUGGAUCGCCAAUGGUUCCUGCAAGGCUGGAAGGGCCGCAUACUCUAUGCCAUGUCCACAUGGGUCGCAGAUGAAGCUAUCUCAGAUUAGAAUCGUAGCUGCUUUUCUUCAUGCAUCCAUUCUGGAUACAGAUGUUGAUGAUGGUAACUGCACAGUAAUUCGGUGGAAUUUGGUAGGAACCGGUCGAAUUUUGUUAAUUUUUUUAUUUUUUUAAUUUUAAAUUUAAGUUUGGUCGGUAACUUAAGUAAUCGUGAUAAACGAGCGGUUACCGACAAUAUUAGUAACCAUGCCUCAACCCGGUGGUAGACUGUUGCCCCUGUCCAGUGCUGGAUCUUCAGAUGAUGCUUCUGACUCUUAUGGACGGUGCUCGAGCGUUGAAGCCUGCAAUCUGGAGUUGUCUGUUUCUUUCUUUACAUUUUCUUGGCCCUGUUUUUGGUUAUGCUGGGUAGUGAUGGUUUAGGUCUUUCUUUGUUCGACCUUCUGUUGUUUCUUUUAUCAUGGACAAUCUCUGCUUCGGAUGUAACUCAGACUUAAUUCCGUUAGUUUCUAAUGGAAAAGGGGUAUCCCCGUGUUCGAAAAAAUAGGCUAGGAAUAUGUGGAGACAUAAUAAGGUCUUGUAAAAUUAGAUGCUUAAUUACGUGCUCUUGUUGCUGCUUAGAGAUACAUAGGAUCUUAGAUAUAGUUCUGGUCAUGUUGAUGCAGAACUUGUUCAUGUACAAGUACAACAAACUGAAGAUCCUUAAUUUUUUGUUCCUAGUAUAUAUGGCUAUCAGGCUGUGUGUCCUUCCGUAGCUGACAAUAAAAUUAUGGACUACUUGUUUGACUUUUCAUGUGUUGAGGUAUCUGUCAUCUGAAGUUCACUUUCUGUUGUGACAUUUCAUUGCUUCU